Messenger RNA from Cyprinus carpio (common carp), 1786 nucleotides. Its product is annotated as extracellular matrix protein 1-like. Gene Ontology annotation, cellular component: extracellular region. The record is from RefSeq and is a predicted model, not a curated record. Gene Ontology annotation, biological process: signal transduction; regulation of bone mineralization. Lineage: Eukaryota; Metazoa; Chordata; Actinopteri; Cypriniformes; Cyprinidae.
UUCCGUCCUCACCCAUCUGACUUAUUAUUUUAUAGGCUGAUACAAAAUAGAAGUGAACUUCUGUGAAGGAGUUAAAGUGUGUCAGCAAUUCUGCAAACGCUGAAGACAGUCCUCCUCCUCCUUCACAUGAUCUCCUUCUGAACUUGACGCAUCCUGCCUGCAGGGUUUGCCUUUAAAAGCUGAAGAGCUGAACGGUGAACACACUGUCAGCGGCCUCCGCAUCUGAUACACGUUAACUUUAACUGAGAAGUAUUUGACUGAGGGCACAUCACCGACCAUGAGCUCCUCACGCGGCGUGGGACUUUAUUUGACGCUUUUACUCGCUCUUCUGUGCGAUGCAUCUGAAGACUUUCCUGCCCAAAGGGAAAUUACUGACGAAGAUGGCCUUCAGCGAGAGAUGCGACUUUGGCCUGAGGAGCUGGACUUUUUGAUGAUGCAGAGACCAAUCAUCCCUGACCAUUCCAAAAUAAUCGCUGCUUUAGACAUGACCCAGAGAGAAGACACAAACUUUCACCCUGAGAAUGCUCCAAUAGGUCGCCCAGUGUUUAGCCCUCGCUCAGUGGGACCCAGUAUGGUUCCAGAGGUUGAUUUCCCCCCAGCCUUUCCAAAUAUAGGCAACCUGCAAGAUAUCUGUCGGUUCAGUAAAGCUCCGGUCCGGUACCCUAAAGACAUGUUUCCUCAGAGUGGCUUUGGCCAUGAGCAUCGUCAGGCUGAUGCUAUCAAUCAACUUCAGUCCUGGUACGGUGUCUGCUGUGGCAUUAAUGGAGCACCAGAAGAGCAAAUCUGUUGUGCUGAACAAGCGUGGAAGAAGAGUCUGUCUGCCUACUGUGAAAUUGAAUCAGGUAUUAAGACCGUUCAAUACUUCUGCUGCAUGAAGAGAGGGAAGGCCAAAUGGAGCUGUUUUGAUAAGGAGGCUUCAGAUUCUUCAUAUCACAUCUCCUCCGAGGUCUCACAUGGCAGAACUCCAAAAAAGAUUCGAGGCUUCAAAUAUAACUCCAGUGCUUGCAAAGGAUAGGUUUCUACUGGAGUAUAUACAGUGUGUUUUUAGUUUAAGUUUUUAAUGAGCAUUUUGUUUUUUUACAAAACAAAUUUUGAAAAUCAAUGUUUGUAGUGUUACCUGACUGAAUCAAAAUGAAUUAGAUCAUUCAACUGUUAUUUUGUACUAAUCACUAUAUUCUAUAUUUCUUUACUGUGCUUGAGGUUUUAACAACAAAUCAUUACAUUAUUACAGAAACAUUUCUAGUUUUUAUUUUAUGGUAUAUAUUUCUGUAAGCCUUGAUCUUACAUUUGUUUCCUUCAUGUAGUUCACAGAUCAAAAAUGAUGUUAUAUGCCAUAUAUUGUUUUGUUUUGUUUUGUUUUUCCAAAAACUUUUAUUUUAAAAUGAAUGCAGUCAUGGAAAUAACUGUAAUGUUGAUGUGGCUUACCAUUUUACUUGGUAUUUUUAAAUUGUAAAAUGCACAUACAGUAUUUGGUAAUGUUCAAGCUUUUUUAUAGAUAUUGGCUGGGAAAGUAUGGUAUUGUAUGAUAAUAAUCACACACACUCUUAUUAAAGACUAUAAAAGAUGACGGAAAAAAGAGAGGGUUUCUUCUCUUCAUGUACUACCCUGUGUAAUUGAUCUCUAGUAAAUACUCUGUUUUGAACCAGUGGUCCUGACUAGUUCUUCUUCAAAUCCUGUUGGACUCAACAUUGUUUAUGCCACAUGAUAGAUGUUCACAUCAAACAAUUAAAGAAAUUCUUUUCAACAAUGAGAAUAAAUGUGUUGAAUAAAAUGAAUAAAACUUUAA